GCCAUUUCGCAGCGACCCGCUUCCCUUCCUUCCGCCGCGAAGCCACAAGGGAGCAGCGCCGACUUCCGCGAUGCAGAUCCUCCGCCGGAAGCUUCUGGAAGCUUCCCGCCGCCUCCCUCUUUUCUACGCCGCGGCCGCCGCUCCCCGCCGCCGCGCUCAUGCGGUCGCCACGCUCGCCGCCGCCGCGCGGUGGGCCCCGCCCGCCGGCGCGGGCUCGCUGGCCGCCGCUCCGUGGGCCGCCACACAGCGACGCGGCGCGAAGAUGCUCGGCUCCGACGUGAAACUUGGAAAUGUAAUACAAAGAAGAGGUCGUAUUUAUCAGGUAAUAAAAGCACAACAUUCACAUCAAGGAAGAGGAGGGGCCACAAUACAGGUGGAACUGAGGGAUGUUGACACUGGAAACAAAAUAACAGAAAGGUUUCGUACUGAUGAGGCCCUUGAGAGAGUUUUUGUUGAGGAGAAGUCAUUCACAUAUCUCUAUCAGGAAGGAGACACUGUGAUGCUUAUGGAGCCUGAAACAUUUGAGCAAAUUGAAGUUUCUAAGGAUCUGUUUGGCAAAGCUGCUGCGUACCUGAAAGAUGAAAUGAAGGUGAACCUACAAUACUUUGAUGGCCGGCCAAUGUCUGCUACGGUUCCUCCAAGAGUGACUUGCACUGUUGUUGAAGCACAGCCGAAUACAAAAGGGCUUACUGCUCAACCUCAGCGUCGCCUAGGCGUCCAGGUGGUAAAAGAUUUGGGGCAUCGGGGUCGCUUAACGAUGCAUGCGUAUGGCGUCCGCCUUGACGAGGUAAGCGUCCGAGCGUCGCCCAGGAGACUGGGGCGGACGCUUCACUCGCGGGAAUCGAGGAACAGACGCUGCCUGGUGCCAAUCUUUCUUGCGCGGAAAGAAUCGACUUCCCGCGCGGAAGAAUCGGCUCCCGCGCGUUGCUUCCCGCCGUCCGCCUGCCGCGCGGGAAGGAAUCGAGAUAACAAGAGAUAGGGAAGAGAGAGAGAAGUAUUAAGAGAAUAAACGGACCUUUCCCUUCCCGCGCGCAAUCUCGCACGCGCGACCCUGCAGGCGGAGCCACACAUCCCUGCGCGCUGCUCUGCUUUCCUUCCGGCGGCGUAUCUCCGUUCGAUUGAAGUGGAGCGUGUCCUCACUCUGCUCCCAUCAGCCGCCAGGAGGCCUUGCCUGCCUCUGUUCCGGCCGCCUGCUCCACCUUGCCUGCCUCGAGCUGUCGAAUCUGCUGGCCUGCGGCUCUGACCUGCCUUCCGCUGGCUUAUGGCAAGGAUGUGGUGGGCUGGAUGUCAACAUGGGCCAAAGAGCAGGGCAGCUCAUUGCAUCCUCUGUUUCCUCUAUUCAUUUCUCUUUUCCCUUAUUUGUAUAUUUGCAUAUUUAUCUAGUCAAGGAAGUAAUUAAGGCGUCGCCUUGCCUCGCGCCUUAACCGCCUAGGCGACUGAGCGGUUCCCCAUCGCCUCGCCUCGCCUUACCGCUUUAAAAACAUAGAUGCACUCUAAUGAGUAGUGAUUAAUUGUUUAAUGUGAGCAUUCUAGUUGGCAGUGAGCGAACAAGAUUAAUAGCAAUUUGCUUUGACAGAGAUUAUAAGAAAGUUACCAGCAUAUGCAUAUAUCAAGUAGACACCGGCAGUGGGAUACUGGAUUGUGGAAAUAGGCUAGUCAGCAUAUGCAUAUAUCAAGUAGACACUGGCAGUGGGAUGCUGGAUUGUGGAAGUAGGCUAGUUUGUAUCAUUCAGAAUUUGUAAAAGCAAGAAGCUGCAGCCACCUGUUUAAAAUUGUCCAAACUAGCUCUUUGGUUACCUGUGCAGCUGUGCUGAAUUCAAGUGCCACAUCUUGCAAUCACCCGUGAGGCCGUGAAUGUAAGAUAUAUUUUUGGCCCCAAACCUCUGUUAGACGGUAAUGAAAAACAUUAUUAUACAGGAUUUGUGACUGCCCAGAUCAUACUGCAGUAGUUUUUGGCUUCCUAAAUCAUUGUAUUGAAAUGAUAUCUGUAAUCUUGAGAUUUUUGUCUUCCUAAAUCAUUGCUUGGUAAUCAUUGCUUGGUAGUGCAUAGGACUUUGUAGACCCAAGAUUGAUGAGCACCCUUGUUGUCAUAUAGCACUUAGAACAUAUCUUUUACUAACACCAGCGUCAUAAUUUUUACAGUCAGAUGUUUUAAGCCUCAGUAUUAUAGAGUUAACUAAGCACAUGCUUGUUAUAA
Molecule: messenger RNA, 2197 nt
Organism: Panicum virgatum (switchgrass)
Lineage: Eukaryota; Viridiplantae; Streptophyta; Magnoliopsida; Poales; Poaceae
Product: elongation factor P-like
Exons: 9
Coding region: 71-979 (302 amino acids)
Biological process (GO): translational elongation; peptide biosynthetic process
Cellular component (GO): cytoplasm
Molecular function (GO): translation elongation factor activity
Source: RefSeq, a predicted model, not a curated record